UUUUCCUUGCAGGACAUGGCGCAGAGGGUGACUUCGGGCACCUCCCCGCAGGGGCCUCGCCCCUCCUACAUGUACAAGGUGGUCCUGCUGGGCAGCAUGUCCGUGGGCAAGUCAAGCCUGGCCUACAGAUACGUGAGAAACGACUUCAGGGAGCUGCUGCCGACCGUGGGAUGCUCCUUCUUCACACAUGCACUCGACCUGGACGAGGCCACCGUCAAGUUGGAGAUCUGGGACACAGCAGGGCAGGAGAAGUACCAGAGCGUCUGUCACCUGUACUACCGGGAUGCCCAUGCUGCCCUCCUCGUUUAUGACAUUGCUCACAAGCAAACACUCAGCAGAGCAAAGCUGUGGCUGGAGGAGCUGGAGAAGAGGUUCCUUCCCAAUGAAAUCGUGGUUGCUCUGGUGGGCAACAAGACAGACCUUGCUGCUGAGCGAGAGGUCACCACUGAGGAGGCGGAGGAGUUUGCACGAGCAAAAGGCCUCCUGUUCAUGGAGACAUCUGCAAAAUCCAACCAUCAAGUAAAUGAUGUCUUCAUGUCUGUAGUCCAAGAGCUCCUGAGGAGGGAAAAUGAGAAGGCAUCCAAGCCAUCCUCACACGGGAGGUCGACCGUCGACCUGAGGGCGAGCGGGGCCAGGACGAGGUGCUGCCGGAGCUGAGG
Molecule: messenger RNA, 659 nt
Organism: Hirundo rustica (Barn swallow)
Lineage: Eukaryota; Metazoa; Chordata; Aves; Passeriformes; Hirundinidae
Gene: RAB17
Product: RAB17, member RAS oncogene family
Exons: 5
Coding region: 16-657 (213 amino acids)
Molecular function (GO): GTP binding; GTPase activity
Source: RefSeq, a predicted model, not a curated record